CUUUUUAAACUCUUCCCAAUACUAGUUGGACGUAUACUUUGCGACUUACAACAUGCAAACAAUCGAUUCAAAAGCCAAUCUUUCGACGGUCUCGGAUAUCAUCACUGCCCUGCAGACUAUCCUAUGUUCACGAGCAAUUCCUGAUAUGCCUGAUCUCGAAACCCCAUACUCCCGAACCACAUUCAACAAUCCCAAUCACUGUGCAAUUGAGCUCGAAGACCAGAGCAUCAAUGCCAUUAUCACCGAACGUCAACACCAGCUAGACAAAGUUUUGCAUGACAUCUUGGGUUUACAAACAGUCACGGAUGGUAUUCACACUCUUCAGGUCGAGCAGAAGAACAAGAUCAUUGAAUCCAUCAAUUUGCACAAGAGGCUCGUAUCACCUCUUUGGCGCUUGCCAACUGAAGUCCUGUCCUAAAUAUUUUGUCACUGUCUCCCGCCAAUUCAGAAUCUCGAUGGAUUGCAGCCACCAUCAAAGCUGACCACACUUAUGUUGUUAACCAGAAUAUGUCGACGGUGGAGGGAGGUUGUUGUGGGCAUGCCCAACUUGUGGUGCGUGCUGUCUGUGGAAGUUGACG
This is a messenger RNA of Suillus subaureus, 578 nucleotides long. RefSeq lists its product as uncharacterized. NCBI's taxonomy places the organism in Eukaryota, Fungi, Basidiomycota, Agaricomycetes, Boletales, Suillaceae. The transcript is spliced from 3 exons. The record is from RefSeq and is a predicted model, not a curated record. The coding region runs from base 53 to 418 and encodes 121 amino acids.